Williopsis jadinii is the source of this 789-nucleotide messenger RNA. RefSeq lists its product as uncharacterized. Bases 179 to 661 code for a protein of 160 amino acids. NCBI's taxonomy places the organism in Eukaryota, Fungi, Ascomycota, Saccharomycetes, Phaffomycetales, Wickerhamomycetaceae. The record is from RefSeq and is a predicted model, not a curated record. The transcript has a single exon.
AUAUCACAGUGUUAGUACAUGGCAUGGGUCGAGAGAGACGAAGGAAAGUAAACAACGUACGCUUCAUUUGCUUACUAUCUGGGCCGCUAUUGUGGUGCUCCAUGGGCAUCUCUGGCAACGAGGGCAUAUGACUUGCACGCAUGGUUCAUAGGUUGUUGGGUCAAGUGGAUGAGUGGUGAUGGAAGAGAUGUUUCUACCCGCCCUGGUUAACCGCUGCGAUGUGUGUUUCCUUCAAUUGGUUUUGGGUAUCUGUGUCUUUUUUUUCCUGGUUGGUCCCAGUUUCAUCUUCCACGGUUGUGUUUUUUCCCUGCUUGUUUGGCCAAAUUCUGAACGCGUUUUGCUUUGUUUUGAUUUUCAGCGUCGUUGUUGUGGUUUCCCUCGCGAUAUGUGCAUCGAGUUUUUAAUGAAGAAGCGCCCAAAAGAGCAAACCGGGGACGAAAAGUUUGACCGCGACACGCCGUUGGCGUUACAUGUGCAUACAAAGCGCAAAAACACGCCAAACCGCGUUCUUUCUCUUUGCCGCCGGCGGCAGUCUCUCGUUGUGGUGUCGUUUGGAGGAGUUGGUAAACACCAGCGGCAAGUGUGGGUAAACCCUUCCUAUUGGCUUGUUGAUCUUAAGUCCUUUCUCGUCAAUAUGGGGGAGGCGGGUCAGAAUGGUUGAUUACACUGAUGUGGAUGGACUAUGAGGGACAGAAGGAUGGUGGGGAGGAGGGGUUGUAAGACACAAGCGGCGGAUGGAGAGCGCGGUGUCUCUGUACUAUGUAUUAAAAGCAUGUCACCAUUUAUAUA